This is a messenger RNA of Thlaspi arvense, 981 nucleotides long. The record is from the annotation of a GenBank genome assembly. NCBI's taxonomy places the organism in Eukaryota, Viridiplantae, Streptophyta, Magnoliopsida, Brassicales, Brassicaceae.
CGCCGUGUGAUAUUCGGAGGAACACAUCAUUAGAGGGCCACCUCUUCGUUAUAUACAUCUCCAUAAUCACACUUUAAGAAUAUUAAACACAUUUAGUUAUAAAUUAUUGAUGUACUAAACCUCGGCUCGGCACACAACUUGCUCAUUAAGUCACCAAAUACUUGUUAUAAAUAUAUGGCCAUCGUCGUGUCGAGUCCAUAAUAUAUGCAUCUCUGGUAUCUCAUAUCAUAUUUGUUGGUGAGAGAAAAUGGGAGCUCUUGAUUCUCUCUCGGACUAUAUCUCCGACUACUUCCACGUCUCCCAAAAAAGGAGGAAGCGUAAAGUCAUGCAGACGGUGAAUAUAAAGGUGAAAAUGGACUGCGACGGCUGCGAACGCAGAGUCAAAAACGCUGUAUCCUCCAUGAAAGGGGUGAAAUCCGUGGAGGUGAACAGAAAGAUACACAAAGUGACGGUGAGUGGUUACGUGGAACCCAAGAAGGUGUUAAAGAGAGUCGAAAGGACAGGGAAAAAGGCGGAGUUAUGGCCGUACGUUCCGUACAACGUGGUCGCAUAUCCAUAUGCAGUCGGAGCUUACGACAAAAAAGCUCCGGCAGGAUUUGUGAGGAAGUCUGAGCAGUCGCAGCCGUUGCCCGGAGCUCCAGACGAUAUGCUCAUGACCCUUUUCAGCGACGAGAACCCCAACGCUUGCACCGUUAUGUAAUAAAUUAGAAUCAUAAUUAUUUAUUAUUCACCGCAGUUUCGCACGUAGCGUUGUAUUAUUAAGUAAGUAGCCUGGCACUUUUAAUUUUUCCCCUUUUGGUAUGUGUCUUGUAUAGAGGAAGAAGUAUCUAUUGUAUUUAAAUUGAAGUUUUUAGCCUUUCAAAUUUUGUUUUAAGUUAAAUUUUCUAUACUAGGAAAAUACUACAUACUUGAGAGUUUAACUUGUUUUGUGGUGAGAGAUUAGUCAGAACUCAUUCACUCAGGGUUAGUGUUAUGAAUCGG